This is a messenger RNA of Mangifera indica (mango), 1195 nucleotides long. Its product is annotated as prostaglandin E synthase 2-like. The transcript has 6 exons. Gene Ontology annotation, molecular function: prostaglandin-E synthase activity. The coding region runs from base 70 to 681 and encodes 203 amino acids. The record is from RefSeq and is a predicted model, not a curated record. NCBI's taxonomy places the organism in Eukaryota, Viridiplantae, Streptophyta, Magnoliopsida, Sapindales, Anacardiaceae. Gene Ontology annotation, cellular component: mitochondrion.
GUGUUGUGCGGAAAUUUUGUUUGCGUGUGUCCAUUUAGAGCCUCAACCUAAACCCUAGAGAUCUCGAAAAUGGCAAUGCGAAGAUUAUUAUUACUCUCCAGAGCCCUCGCUUCAACUACCACUUCCUCGGUGGCCAGCAGCGUCCACUGUCGCUUUCUCUCAACCGGUGGCAAUACUGCCAAUUCCGGUUCGCACAGCCGUCGCUCAGCUGGAGCCAUCUCUGUCGGUUUCGCCGGAGGGCUCGCUGCUGUCGCGUCGCUGUCGUUUCAAGAGGUCUAUGCUAAGGAACCGCUGCCUGCUAAUUUGGUUCCUAAGGAGGUUGUUCUUUAUCUGCAUGAGGGUGUCCUUGCAGCCGAGGAAGUUAAAGCUUUUCUGGACUAUUAUGAUAUACCAUAUAAAGUCAAGGAAUACAAUCCAGCUAGCUGGCCUGGGUUUAUAAGCCUUUUUAAACAGCGACCAUUAAGUCCCGUAAUGAUGGUGGGUGGUGAACAACUUGUCGGCUCAUCAGUUAUAAUUGAUAAGUUGGCCCGCCAGAUAAUUCCUGAGAAAACGGCUGAUUCAGCUUCUGAAAACGAUGAAGAGACAGAGUGGCUUAGAUGGCUGAAACGAUCUUGGUGGUUAUCUUAUUCGAUAACAUAUUUCGGAAUGCUUCUGAGGCUCGCGAGUACUAUCACUAUCUAAAAGGCAAAUGUAAUUUUAGCUUCCAUUCAAAACUUCUAAAAUAUUUUGGAGGUCAAGUAAUGAUUUUUUCUGUGAAGAUAAGUAGAUUGAUUGUCCAGAACUUUCCAGAUGAACGUGAUCUACUUUAUGAAGCUGUCGAUGCCUGGGUGCAUGGUCUAUAUGGGCGGGAGUUUCUUGGAGGUUUGAAGCCUAAUUCAGCUGACCUUGCUGUGUUUGGAGCAUUAAGAUCGAUUCGUUACUUGAGUUGUGGUAGAGACAUGAUGAGUCACACUCGAAUCGGAGAUUGGUACAGGAGAAUGGAGAUUGCUGUAGGGGAGUCUACACAAAUUAAGACCUAGAACCUAGAAAACUGGAAUAUGACCAUUUGAAGAAUGUAAAGGUCACGGUGGAUAGAUUUGCUUUAUAUUUGAAAAAAAGAAUUUAGAGGAAGACAUUCACACCCAAAUCCUGUCUAUUUCAACAUUUUUAAUAAUUAAAUCUAACUCAUCAAGAGAAGAUCUGGGUUCGAGUUUUU